Molecule: messenger RNA, 619 nt
Organism: Poecile atricapillus (Black-capped chickadee)
Lineage: Eukaryota; Metazoa; Chordata; Aves; Passeriformes; Paridae
Gene: RHEX
Product: regulator of hemoglobinization and erythroid cell expansion
Exons: 6
Coding region: 98-619 (173 amino acids)
Cellular component (GO): plasma membrane
Source: RefSeq, a predicted model, not a curated record
CUGCCCCAGAGCCGUGGGGAAGGGACGGUGUGGAGAGCUCUGACCCCCAGGUCUUGCUGCCUCUCUGUGUCCCCCCUGGAGACACCUCAGCAGGAGGAUGAGCUCUUGUGCAUGCUGGAUUCCUGCUGUCACCUCACUUGGCACCUUGGUGCUCCACGCUCUGCUCUUGCUGCUCCUUUACAUCAUGCUCAGCAGGAAAAUUGCCCAACAUUCCCAUGGGAUGGAGACGAGCAGCAACCCUGGGGAUCAUCCCAGGGCUCAGCCCAGCCCAGCCUCAGCUUCAUCACCAGCAGGGGACAGGACACAAAAUCCCAGAGCACAAAAACCAUCACCAGCCUAUGCAGGGAGCAGUGACACAUCUUCAGACACCUCGGAGGACUCGGACAACCCUUCCUGCCCUCAGGUACCACGGGAAAAAAUAUCCUCAGAAAACAUCCAUUACACAUCCCUGGUGUUCCCAGGGAAAGGCCACCAGCCAGGCUCUGCCCAGGACUACAAGAACGUGAAGUCUGCGAUGGAUUAUGUCAACGUGGACCCAAAGGAGAGGAAAAUACAUUUCUGUCCAUUCUCCAGCCCCGAGGGAUCCAAGGGUGUGGAGUACACCGAGGUGAAGCUGUGA